GACUAACCCAGCCCACCCUGCUUUAGUCUACAGUACUGCUUUCCUCAAGUCAGUGAGAAAAACAGAACAAAAGAAUAAAAAGCAUACGAGAAUGAAAAAAAGACUUAUUUAAACCUUCAACAGGAAUUUAAUCGAACUGAGCAGUGUAAAUCAGCACAUAGUUAUACUUGGAGGAAAAAUGAUGGCUGUAGAGGGAAAUGACACAAAUCUAUGCACAAUCUCAAAGGAAAUUAAAGUUGAAGAAGACUCACUUGCACAAGAGCUCAGUGCUUACAACUGUACUAUGUCGAAGAAGCGAAAAUUCCAUGAACUGAGCUCCACAGCUCCUGUUAAUAAGAGAAAGUCACUAUUAAUGAAACCACGGCACUACGAUCCAAAUGAAGAUUAUGAUGAAGACAAUGAGGAUAAACCAGAGUUUGUGAGCUUUAAGUUCAUGAAAAAAAAAUAUUGCUCUACAGCUGGAGGGGUAAUUGUGCGAUCAACAGGUGUGACAUCCCAUCAUGCAACAGAAGAAAAAUGUUUUUACCAAGAUAUCAUCACAAAUUCAUCAAUUUUGGGAACAAUGGCAGAGGAAACUGUAAUACGUACAGCACUUAAUAACUUCAAGGAAAGUGGAAUUCAGUCUGCCAGUGAAAAUAGUGAUAAUGGAGAUGAAGGUUUUAAUAUCCAAUCCUCCAAAGAGAAACUUUCACCAACAUUUUCACAUGAUGUCAACAACUGUACUUCUGACAAUAUUGAAAAUAGGUGGGAUACUUCUUCCAAUAUAUCAGAUGAAAACAAUGAGUGUGAUCAUAUGUCAGAUAUAGGCAGCAAGCAAAAUAAUAUCAUGGAUACUGGAAAAGCAAAAGUAGACAUGAGUGGAGAGACAUUUUUUGAAGUUGAAGGCAACUCUGCAGCACAGAUAACUGAACAAGAAGGAAACAGAAUCCAAAAUCAGAUUCUUGAAAGUGAAGAUGACGAUAAAUGCCUUUCAAUAAUUACAGAAGAGUCUGUUGAUUUAGAAAAAACAAAAGGCAACUUGAAUCUGCUUGAACAAGCAAUAACCUUGCAAGCAGAGCAAGGUCAUAUGUUUCAUAGUACAUACAAAGAACUUGAUAUGUUUCUUUUGGAACAUCUAGCUAGAGAACGAAGACAUGCAAAAAUUACAGAUGUUAUUGGACGGCAAUUAUAUAGCAGCAAAAAUUCACCACGGCAUGAUAAACGAGAGACAAAAUGUCCUAUUCCAGGUUGUGAUGGUUCAGGCCAUGUAACAGGAUUGUAUCCACACCAUCGCAGUCUCUCUGGGUGUCCUCACAAAGUACGAGUGCCUCUAGAAAUCCUCGCAAUGCAUGAAAAUGUUUUGAAGUGUCCUACACCAGGAUGCUCUGGAAGAGGACAUGUAAACAGCAAUCGUAACACACAUAGAAGUCUUUCAGGUUGUCCAAUUGCUGCUGCUGAGAAACUUUCAAAAACCCAUGAAAAACCCUACUCAACCAAUCCUGGACCAAAUCUUGAAUCAAUUCACAGGGCAACAUGUGUAAAGCACCUUGAAGUAACACAAUUCAGUUAUCGAGCAGCUCCAGUUACCACAACACGAGCAACAAUAAUUAAAGAACACAACAAACUCGGGAAAGUUCCAUUUGACUAUGCCAGCUUUGAUGCACAAGUUUUUGGUAAACAUACAAUUGCAACAGUUGUUCACAGUCAAGAAAGCCCUGGUAGUGAAGCUAAACAAUGUGCAAGUCCAGUGAAAUCUUCCAGUCGAAUGCCCAGCGCCCACACACAGAGCCCCCGCCAUGCCAGCUCUUACAGCUAUGGUCAGUGUAGUGAAGACACCCACAUAGCAGCAGCUGCUGCCAUCCUCAACCUUUCCACCCGCUGCAGGGAAGCAGCAGCAGAGAUCCUGUCCAACAAACCACUGAGUCUCUCUGCCAAGGCUACAGAUAUUGAAGUUGACGAAAAUGGCACUUUGGACUUAAGCAUGAAGAAAAAACGCUUCCAUGAAAUGGCUGAAAAUGUAAGCUCUUCCCACCCAACUAUAGCUGUUCCAUCUUCUCCCUUCAAAACCAGUAGCAUCUUAGUCAAUGCAGCCUUCUACAAAGCUCUCUGUGAAAAGGAGGGUUGGGAUGCUCCCAUCAAUUACAGCAAAGUCCAUGGUAAAAAUGGAGAGGAGAGAGAGAUGGAAUAUGGCAGUUCAGAGAGCAUGGAAGACUCAAAAUAUUCAGGAGAUAUGCCAGAGCCAAGCCCUAAAGCCAAGUUUCACUCCAGAGACAUGAAAAAAGAACUGAUCACUUGUCCAACCCCAGGAUGUGAUGGAAGUGGUCAUGUGACAGGAAACUAUGCUUCACAUCGCAGCGUUUCUGGUUGCCCAUUGGCAGAUAAGACUCUUAAGUCUUUGAUGGCUGCUAACUCACAGGAGCUUAAGUGCCCAACCCCAGGUUGUGAUGGUUCAGGUCACGUGACUGGAAAUUAUGCUUCACACAGAAGCUUGUCUGGAUGUCCACGAGCUAGAAAAAGUGGUGUCAAGGCUUUUCCUAGCAAGGAAGAAAAAGAAGACCCAGAACUUAAGUGUCCCGUUUUAGGCUGUGAUGGCCAAGGCCAUAUAUCAGGUAAAUACACAUCUCAUCGAAGUGCUUCUGGUUGUCCAUUGGCUGCCAAGAGACAAAAGGAGAGUGUCCUGAAUGGUUCAUCUUUAUCCUGGAAACAGAACAAGCAAGAGCUGCCACACUGCCCACUACCAGGCUGCAAUGGACUUGGUCAUGUUAAUAAUGUUUUUGUCACCCACCGAAGUUUGUCUGGUUGUCCAUUAAAUGCACAAGCCAUAAAAAAAGGAAAAAUAUCAGAAGAAAUCAUGACUGUAAAGCUGAAGACAAACGGAGGUAUGGAGAAUGAAGAUGAUAUCCGGAAUUUAGACGAAGAGAUCAAAGAAUUGAAUGAGUCAAAUUUGAAGAUAGAAGCUGACAUGUUGAAACUUCAGACACAGAUAUCAUCGAUGGAAACAAACCUAAAAUCAAUAGAGGAGGAGAACAAACUAAUAGAAAAGAACAAUGAAAGCCUUUUGAAAGAGUUAGCUGGUUUGAGCCAAGCCCUUAUUUCAAGUCUUACUGACAUACAGCUUCCACAUAUGGAACCAAUCAGUGAACAUAAUUUUGAAGCAUAUGUGAAUACCCUUACUGAAAUGUACAGCAAUAUUGAAACAGAUUAUUCUACAGAAUGCAAAGCUCUUUUGGAAAGUAUCAAACAAGCGGUGAAGGGUAUUCAUUUAUAGAGUGCAUGCAUCUGCCGGGCAUCAUAAAGUGACUUAAUGCAACUAUAAUUCAACUCCAUAUGGAUCACGUUGGAGUUUAUGUACUAGAAAAGUGUGCUGCAUUAACAACUGUAACAUUGCACUAUUGUUUUAUUUUUCUUUCUCCAACGGUCAUGAAAAAAAACAUAAAAGACUGUUUGAACUAACAGCAAAGCACUUGAUUAGUGUAUUUCAAUGUACUUACUUCGGAUCAUUUUUUUCUAUUGCACUCUUUAUUUUGUAAAGUGAAUGUAUAAAAAAAGUGUUUGCGACUAUUUUUUAUAAAUUGUAUUUAUUUCAGAUUGGAGGAGCU
Molecule: messenger RNA, 3578 nt
Organism: Pelobates fuscus (common spadefoot toad)
Lineage: Eukaryota; Metazoa; Chordata; Amphibia; Anura; Pelobatidae
Gene: ST18
Product: ST18 C2H2C-type zinc finger transcription factor
Exons: 22
Coding region: 179-3247 (1022 amino acids)
Biological process (GO): regulation of transcription by RNA polymerase II
Cellular component (GO): nucleus
Molecular function (GO): RNA polymerase II cis-regulatory region sequence-specific DNA binding; DNA-binding transcription factor activity, RNA polymerase II-specific; zinc ion binding
Source: RefSeq, a predicted model, not a curated record